Messenger RNA from Microdochium trichocladiopsis, 1248 nucleotides. Its product is annotated as S-adenosyl-L-methionine-dependent methyltransferase. The record is from RefSeq and is a predicted model, not a curated record. The transcript is spliced from 4 exons. Gene Ontology annotation, molecular function: methyltransferase activity. Bases 135 to 1112 code for a protein of 325 amino acids. NCBI's taxonomy places the organism in Eukaryota, Fungi, Ascomycota, Sordariomycetes, Xylariales, Microdochiaceae.
CACUUUUUGCACCUGGCGACCAGGAAACCCGCGUUCGGAAACUCCAGAUUGACGUCAAAUACUGGCUGGAAGCACGCAAACCAAUCACUGGCUGCCAGAUACGUUUUGCCCACCUAAACGAUCCCGAAAUAGCAAUGUCACAAAACGAACCCGAACCAACUCGAGCCGCAAAUGAAGAGAGCUGCAACUCUUCUGCGAUGGUCCACUACGCAGAGGACGAGAGUGGGCAGUACCUUGAAGCAUAUGGUCACAAAUUCCACGCAUCGGGCAACAUCUAUGUGCCCUUUGACGAGGAAGAGCAGAGACACAUGCACGCACGCCACAAGCUCCUGCGAACGUGUCUUGGAGGCGCGCUGACUAGUACUCGCCUUCCGCCCGACACAAAAACAAUCGUGGAUAUUGGCACCGGCACCGGGGUGUGGGCCAUCGAGAUGGCGGCCCGGUAUCCUGGCUCCACGAUAAUGGGAAUCGACAUCUCCAAGAUCCAGAGCAGCGUCGUACCCGGUAAUGUUCGGUACCUCAUCGCGGACAUUGAGCAGCCAUGGGAGAUGGCAGACGACUAUGCAGACUUUGUCCACAUGCGCGACAUUACGGGUGGCAUCCGGAACUGGCCGGGUCUGGUGAGCCAGGCGUUUCGAAAACUCAAGCCCGGCGGCGUCCUAGAGAUGACGGAGAUGCGAACCACGAUACACGAUUUUGACGGCAAGUUUGACGACGCGGAUAUAUGCCCCUCCUUCACGAAGCUGUUUCGGACCCUCUACGAGAGAGUCAACAUGGACUUUGAUCCGGCUCCAAAGUUUCCGGAAUGGCUCCAUGCCGCCGGGUUCGAAAACGUCAAGCAGCGCAUGGAGAUCCUCCCGAUUGGGGAUUGGGCAAAGGACGACCAGCUUCGGCAACGGCAGAAGCUGGUCAACAACCUCGUCAUGCAAUAUUUGGGCCAUCACUCGACCAUGAUCUUCGCCGGCGCCGGCUACGAGCAAAAAGCAUUCGACGAGCAACUAAGCGCCAUCAAGCGGGAGCUGUUCGACUCGCAACAGUCAAAACCAUAUGUCAUGGCGGUUUUUACCACGGCUAGGAGACCAACCACGACCAGCGACUUAGCACCCCUCUGAAGGAAAGCCUGUGUCCCAAGGUUUUAGCUGCCACUACACUACGUACACUACACACACCUACACCAAUCUAGCGCGACCGCCUCGGAUGACCUCACCCGCACUUGCAUGCCAAAUUUUGACGAUCGUCCGUGGUAGU